UCAAACACAAUUCUCAAUAGUUUUAGAUAGAUUGGACCUCAGUACUUAGUAGAACCUUAAAGAUAUCACACUUUCAAGCAGCACGGGGAACAAAAACCGACAGAUAUCAUGGAUGAAGAAGAACAAGAUACUGGAGAUCCAGAGUUUAUUAAGCGUCAGGAACAGAAAAGAUCAGAACUGGACGAACAAUUAAAGGAGUAUAUAGCGGAAUGGCGGAUGGUACGAGUUAAGGAACAAGAAGAGCUAAAAAGAUUGAAGGAAAAACAAGCCAAAAGGAAAGUCGCGCGUGCAGACGAAGAAAAAGCAGCGGCGGAAAGGAAGAAACAAGAGGAAGAACGAAGAGUCAAAGAAAUAGAGGAGAAGAAAGUGAGAGAGGCUGAAGAAAAGAAACAGAGACUCAUAGAGGCCGAGAAAAAACGUCAAGCCAUGAUGGCCGCACUCAAAGAGCAACACAAGAACAAAACUCUUAAUCUUGUGGUCAAAAAGAAGGCUUUAGCGGCUAGUUUAAGCGACGCAGAACUGGAAAGGACCAAAACCAAAGAACAAUUAGAAGAAGAGAAGAAAAUUUCGCUGUCCAUCCGCAUCAAACCUCUACAACUGGAUGGUAUGUCAACGGACAAGCUGAAAGAAAGGGCUCAGGAGCUGUGGGAAGCCAUAGUCAAGCUGGAAACAGAGAAAUACGAUCUAGAAGAGAGAGAAAAACGACAGGAAUAUGAUCUUAAGGAAUUGAAAGAACGUCAAAGACAACAACUGAGACACAAGGCUCUGAAGAAAGGACUCGAUCCAGAAGCAUUAACAGGUCCACAUCCACCUAAAAUUCAACUAGCCUCAAAAUAUGAGCGGAGAGUCGAUAUAAGAUCGUUCGAUGACAAACAAAAGUUAUUUCAAGGAGGAUUCGACAUGGUCGCUCUGGAGCAAAUGGAGAAAAAUUGGAGGGAGAAAAUGGAUGAAUUUAGCCACAGGCCUAGAAGAAGAUUGCCAAAAUGGUGUGGAGAACGUCCAGGUAAAAAACCUGGAGAUCCAGACACGCCAGAAGAGGAAGAAAUCGCUAAAGCUGUUGACGACGAAGUGGAUGAACUCAUCAAAGAGCCUCAACCUGCCGCAGAGAAUGAAGAGGAGGAUCUUGAAGAAGAAGAGGUAGAGGUUGAUGAGGAAGAGGAAGAUGACGAAGAUGAUGAGGAUGAAGAGGAGGAGGAGGAAGAAGAGGAAUAAGCGAAACGUUGUUUUCUCUUUUGUUUAAAAUUAUUGUAGAUAAAAGAAGAAAUGUGGGAAGGUUUACAAGGAAAGAAAAUAAUAAUCCUUUUAAAGAAAUGUGUUACUGUAUAGAAUUGUUCCGAAAAAUAAAGAAUAGAAUUGUCA
Sitophilus oryzae (rice weevil) is the source of this 1359-nucleotide messenger RNA. Its product is annotated as troponin T-like. The transcript is spliced from 9 exons. Gene Ontology annotation, molecular function: tropomyosin binding. The record is from RefSeq and is a predicted model, not a curated record. Gene Ontology annotation, cellular component: troponin complex. Bases 109 to 1212 code for a protein of 367 amino acids. NCBI's taxonomy places the organism in Eukaryota, Metazoa, Arthropoda, Insecta, Coleoptera, Curculionidae. Gene Ontology annotation, biological process: sarcomere organization; muscle contraction; regulation of muscle contraction.